GACUAAGUAAUAGUUUAAAUUCUCCUCUGUCGAGAAUAGGUUGUUUUCAAUAUGGACUUAUUUCUUACAAUUUGUACGUUUAUUUGUGUUAUUUUUGCUUCAGUUUACAUUUAUUUGUCAUGGAAUUUCGAAUAUUGGAGAAAAAGAAACGUAAAAGGUCCUCGUCCAAAACUUAUCUUCGGAAAUGUGCCAAGCCUUCUUAAACAUAAUCGUCAUAUGGCUCUUGAUAUGCAAGAAAUAUAUGAAAAAUAUAAAAACUCUGGUGAAAGAUUUGUUGGAAUUUUCAUGACUAGAAAUCCUCAAAUUUUGGUCAUCGAUCCAAAACUAUCUCGAGAAAUAAUGGUUACGAAUUUUAAGUCUUUUCGUGAUAAUGAACCUCAAUUGUGGGCCAAUCGAAGAGUUGAAGAAAUUUCGACAAGAAAUCCAUUUUUAAGCCUCACCACCGAAUGGAAGGAAAAACGAACUGAUGUCGUAGGAGGACUAAGUGCCAAUAGACUGAAAUCAGCUCUUCCAAUAAUUAUGGAAGCCUGCAGUAAAAUGACCGAUUUCGUGAGAAAUGAAACCGUUGAGUCCCGUAGUGUUAUUGAUAUAAAAUCUAUUUGCUACAACUACACACUAGAAGUCGUUGCUGAUUUCAUUUGGGGCCUAAAUGCCGGUGCUUUUCAAUCAAAGAAACCUGCAAAUCAAAUGCUUGAUAUGUCCCGAAGUUUGCUCGAAAACUCAUUUAAGGCAGUUGGCUUCUAUUAUGCAUCAGGAUUGGCACCGUUCAUAAGAAACUUCUCAUAUGUGCGUUUUUUCCCUGAGCAAACUGAAAAAUUCUUCAAACAAAUACAAAUGGAUGCAUUGGAAUUGAGAUUGAAAAGUAAAACAGAUCGUCCUGAUUUUCUAAAUUAUUUACUUCAAUUGCGAGAAAAGAAAAAUGUCAGCCAUUUGGAUAUGGUGGGACACAGUUUGACGGUUUUGUUGGAUGGAUUUGAGACAUCGGGGGCUUUGGUGUACCAUGCACUUUAUUAUUUAGCUGGAAAUCAAAAUGCUCAAAAUAAAUUGAGGCAAGAAAUCAUGGAAAAUCUGGACGAAAAUAGGGGAGUGUCUUAUGAUGUUCUGAUGGAGCUUCCGUACUUGGAUCAGUGUGUUAAUGAAACUAUUCGAUUGAUAUCUCCAAUUCCAGUAUUCUCAAGGCGCUGCAGUGAGCAGACAUUUUUAGAAAACUCUGCAAACAGCAAGGUGCAGAUUGAUCCUGGAAUGAUAUUGCACAUUCCAAUUUACGCUAUUCAUCAUGAUCCCGAAAUUUAUCCAAAUCCCAAGGAAUUCAAUCCUGAAAGAUUCAACGAAGGCUUGGCUAAGGAUUUAGGUCAAAGAGGAUGUUUUUUACCAUUUGGUGAUGGCCCGAGAAUUUGUGCAGGAAUGAGACUUGGACAGUUAGAAAGUAAGGCUGGUAUUUUUGAAAUUAUCAGAAAUUUCAAAUUGACUUUAAGGAAGGGCGAUAAUAAGUUGGAGCACGUUGAUCCAAAUGCAUUUAUUAUCGGUUUGGCUGGUGAUUUGCUUGUUGAGUUUGAAUGUAUCAAAUAGAGAAAUAAUUAAUAAAAGAAUCUUUUGAAAAAACAUU
This is a messenger RNA of Eupeodes corollae, 1606 nucleotides long. Its product is annotated as probable cytochrome P450 309a2. The transcript has 8 exons. The record is from RefSeq and is a predicted model, not a curated record. Lineage: Eukaryota; Metazoa; Arthropoda; Insecta; Diptera; Syrphidae. The coding region runs from base 52 to 1569 and encodes 505 amino acids. Gene Ontology annotation, molecular function: oxidoreductase activity, acting on paired donors, with incorporation or reduction of molecular oxygen; monooxygenase activity; heme binding.